CAGCCAUGGCAAUGACAGGCUCAACACCUUGCUCUUCCAUGAGUAACCACACAAAGGAAAGGGUGACCAUGACCAAAGUGACAUUGGAGAAUUUUUAUAGCAACCUUAUCGCUCAACAUGAAGAACGAGAGAUGAGACAAAAGAAGUUAGAAAAAGUGAUGGAAGAAGAAGGCUUAAAAGAUGAAGAGAAACGACUCAGGAGAUCUGCACAUGCUCGGAAGGAAACAGAAUUUCUCCGUUUGAAGAGAACAAGGCUUGGACUGGAAGAUUUUGAGUCCUUAAAAGUAAUAGGCAGAGGAGCAUUUGGUGAGGUGCGGCUUGUUCAGAAGAAAGAUACAGGACAUGUAUAUGCAAUGAAAAUACUCCGUAAAGCAGAUAUGCUUGAAAAAGAGCAGGUUGGCCACAUUCGUGCGGAGCGUGACAUUCUAGUGGAGGCAGACAGUUUGUGGGUUGUGAAAAUGUUCUAUAGUUUUCAGGAUAAGCUAAACCUCUACCUAAUCAUGGAGUUCCUGCCUGGAGGGGACAUGAUGACUCUAUUGAUGAAAAAAGACACCCUGAGUGAAGAGGAGACUCAGUUUUAUAUAGCAGAAACUGUAUUAGCCAUAGACUCCAUUCACCAGCUUGGAUUCAUCCAUAGAGACAUCAAACCAGACAACCUUCUCCUGGACAGCAAGGGCCAUGUGAAACUUUCUGACUUUGGCCUUUGCACAGGACUGAAAAAAGCACAUAGGACAGAAUUUUAUAGGAAUCUGAACCACAGCCUCCCCAGUGAUUUCACCUUCCAGAACAUGAAUUCCAAAAGAAAAGCAGAAACCUGGAAAAGAAAUAGACGUCAACUAGCCUUCUCCACAGUAGGCACUCCAGACUACAUUGCUCCUGAGGUUUUCAUGCAGACCGGGUACAACAAGCUCUGUGAUUGGUGGUCGCUUGGGGUGAUCAUGUAUGAAAUGCUUAUCGGCUACCCACCUUUCUGUUCUGAGACCCCUCAAGAGACAUAUAAGAAGGUGAUGAACUGGAAAGAAACUUUGACUUUUCCUCCAGAAGUUCCCAUUUCUGAGAAAGCCAAGGAUCUAAUUUUGAGAUUCUGCUGUGAAUGGGAACAUAGAAUUGGAGCCCCUGGAGUUGAGGAAAUCAAAAGUAAUUCUUUUUUUGAAGGUGUUGACUGGGAGCAUAUCAGAGAAAGACCUGCUGCAAUAUCUAUUGAAAUCAAAAGCAUUGAUGAUACCUCAAACUUUGAUGAGUUUCCAGAAUCUGAUAUUCUUAAGCCAACAGUGGCCACAAGUAAUCACCCUGAGACUGACUACAAGAACAAAGAUUGGGUCUUCAUCAAUUACACAUACAAGCGCUUUGAAGGCCUGACUGCUCGGGGGGCAAUACCUUCCUACAUGAAAGCAGCAAAAUAGUACCCUUGGCACGGAUCCCUGAAUCAAGCAGAGUGCUUUGUGCAACAGUAUGGUUUUCCUCUUACACACUUUUGAAAGAGCUUCCAAGAAGUUUUAUGGAACUCGCCAAUUAUUGUGGUAAAGUCUCCUGAAACGUGAUAGUCAAUGGAUUCUCUUCAUGAUGCAUCUGAAAACUUACAGAACAAAGACAGCUGUUUCUACCAUGUCGGCCAUAAAAAGCUGUCCUGCUUCUUUAGAAGCCUCAUGAGCCAAUUUGUUAGGUAUUCAAAACAAGAUAAAAAACAGACUUGUGUUUUCCUAAGUUCAUCCGAACAAAGGGGAAAUACAGCCAUCAUCCAACAUUAUUGGGAUUGUAAUGUGCACUCAUCGAAUAUCAGCCAAUUCCUGUGAUUGUGUGAUGUGUUAUCUGCCAAGUAUUUUUUUUUUUAAAUAGCAAAAUCCGACAGUACUAUGGAAAUAAAGCAAUAAUGAAGCCUCAGCAGCCAGCAUUCUGGCUGAAGGAAAUGAUCCACCGUCCUCUCAAGGGGUGGCAAUGGUAGUUUAGCCCCAUACCUCGGCCUCUGGCUAGUGGCUCUUUUUAGCCUCCAUUCAUGGUGCACUUUAUUUAUGGUACUAGGAUAAAGACUUUCAAUCCAUUGAUUCCUCUCCCACCCCCACAUCUGAAAUGCUCAUGCUGCUUUUCUGAGUGUUGAUGGAGGGGAUAUCAGCUUGAUCCAUUGUUGCUUUAGAAGGCCCAGAAAGCCACUGCAUGUUGCCAAGGAGUCCUGGAUCACAUGGAAAACCUUAACUUUUUCUUCAUGGCUGCAUCAGAAAAUCCCUAAAGCAAAUGUUGCCAUGGACCAGCAGCACCCACAAGUGUUGCCAACAAGAACUCAUUUUUUUCCUGGGAACACAGCAAGGGGAGCCCAGAGGCAGGAAGCAUGGAGCACUUGGCUGAAGUGCUGCUCCUGCAAGGUCUCCAGAACUCCCUUGGAGAUGGUGAAGGAGCCAGGCAAGGAGAAAGUGCAGAGCUGGCUACCAAGUCCUCAGUCCUUGGUGCAACUGUGUCUUCUUCCUUCUUGGUAUUUUUCUUCCCCUAACUUUAAGUAACCAUUUUGCCUUGAAAUCAUGGUUGAAAAUUUUUUCCUUUGCAGAAUGCCUUCCUGGGGUAUGCUCUUCCCCACCGUAAAGGGUCACCUUCAGCCUGGGCCUCUGCUGCAGUGUUCUCUCCUGAGAACCCUCUGGAUUUUAGCACAAAGUGCCUUCUCUUUCACAGCUGCCACCACCUCUGUGGGAAUAUUGCUGUGUCAGAAAAGUGUGGAAGCUCCAUAUUAAUGCAUUAUUACUUUCUUAAGUUUUUAUAACUCUUAAGAAGCAUUAUUUGCACCUGUGUUGGUAACUUUGCCUAUUGCAGUCAUAGCCAAACGACAACUAGGAGGCUGCUUUCCACUAGCCUCGAAGUUGUUAAGAUCAGCUUUGAAUGGAAAGUGUGUCCUAGCUUAGCCAUUCAGAGAAGAAAAAAUGGAUUCUAAGUUAUAGUAGUAUGUGAGCCUGCUUUGGGUUUUAACAUCAUACAGGAAGAAGAGAGUGGUAGGGAAGUCUAACUCUGGAUGAAGGUAAUGUGUUUGCCCCUUAAUCUUUCAUUCAUAGUCUGUUAGUGAAAACGAGUUAAAUGGGGUUCCUUUGUGUAUUUGUAGUUUUUUUGUUUUACCAAACAGUCGGGUUUUGACCUGUGGGUUUUGCAAGAGUGUGUGGUGAGCAUGGGUAAAGAGAAGUAACGGUGUGCUACUGAGUCUGUGUGUGUUGGGGAGUGGCAGGGGAUGAUUUGUUUUAAGGGAAAAUGCACACGUUUUAACUUUCAAACUUGUGAAUAAACUAUGU
Orycteropus afer afer is the source of this 3263-nucleotide messenger RNA. RefSeq names its product serine/threonine kinase 38 (gene STK38). Lineage: Eukaryota; Metazoa; Chordata; Mammalia; Tubulidentata; Orycteropodidae. The record is from RefSeq and is a predicted model, not a curated record. Gene Ontology annotation, molecular function: ATP binding; protein serine/threonine kinase activity. Gene Ontology annotation, biological process: intracellular signal transduction; peptidyl-serine phosphorylation.